AUGAAUGAGACUCGAAUUCCAUCUAUAAAUUCAAGAAAACGGCAGAAGCCGUUUUCUUCAGGUUCUGUGUCUGGACAGAAGAAGCAUCAUCCUGUGCUAGCAAAUAUAACGAAUAUGGUGACCACUACAGGAACAACGACAGUAGCUAACAGUAGCGGUUCGAAGAAGGAGCAAUUUGCUCCUUCAUAUCAAACGAAGAGUCAAAGUACGAAUAUGAGACUAUUGAACAAAUAUUUUUAUGGGGAUCCCAACGUUAUUGAGGAGGUUAAGAAAAGAGAGAGAAAAGCUUUAAAAGAUAUUCACUUGUUUACUAAACAGAUUGAGGAAACGGAUUCUCGGUUGGAAUCCCUUACUUCUGAGGUUAUCCCGCAGCUCAAAUACAAUUUGAACAAAAGAUCCAUCAUUUUCAAGCACUUGAAACAAGAGACCAUGGUGAUGCAGGAACAAUUAUAUCAGUUGAAGAACGAUUGUGAGCUAAAGAAGAAAAACCAUGAGCUGAUAACUAACAACUUGAAUUUAGAGCAUUCUAUAAAUAUACAAGAAGUGAUAAAUCAAUGGCAGCUGAAAAUAUCUGAUAAAAGACACAUCUGGGAACUUGAGUUACAAAAAUUAAAACAAACUAAACCUGAUCCGGCUGUCCUUAAAGAAAUCGAAGAGUUAAGCACAGAUAAAGCGAUCAUAGAGAAUGAUUUAAAAGAUUUGAAACGUAAAAACCAUGAACAAAUUCAAUCAUAUGAGAAUGAAUUAAAAUUACGAUUGGAAAAGUUCAAAGAAGAUAAAAAGGAACCGCUGAUAGCAUCCAUAGAAGAAAACAAAAAACUAAAGAUUAAGAUAAAUGAUCUGAAGGCAACUCAGGAAGCACUACGAGAUAAAAUUCGAAAUAGUGUUGAUACUGAACUUUCCUUACAAGAAAUUAUUAAAAAUAAAAGAUUGGAGCUACAAACGUUAGAAGCUUCAUUGGAGCCGGUAGAGGAGAAACUUAACCAACUUCAAUUGAGAUAUAAAUCAGAGAAAGAUACCACUGAUGAAGUUAAAGCCAAAGCUAAAUUAGCAGAAGCGGAAUACAAUAAAAAUUAUGAUAGAAUGGAACAAGAGCAAUCGCAAAGAAGAAUCCUGGAAAACACAAUAGAUGAGUUGGAUGGUCACAUUCGUUGUUUUGCAUAUCUUAAUUACGACGAACUUAAUGACUAUGCAGUAGACUAUAUGAACAAAUGUAUUAUCGGAGAUACAGAUGUGUUUUACUUUAGCAGAAUUCUUCCGAGAGACUUAGUAUCACCUUCAAACCUUUUCAAUAAUGAAUGCUUCACCUUCGUCGAUUCGUGCUUAAAGAGUAAGAAAAGUUGUAAUAUUAUAUCAAUAAACGAUGAUUUGAGGAAAGAUUUCCUACGAACGAUAAAUGAACGAUUUUUGAAAUCCAAAGUUCUUGUUCAGAUGGUUGUAUUGAACGACAGUGACCUUUCGAAGGAUUUAUUAAAUUCUGAGGAUUCUGAUUUAUCCGCUGUCAUUGACGAAAAAUGUAUUGAUUUCCAUUCUAAAAGACUACCGAUUGAAGAAGUGAAUAAUUUUAUACUUCCCGAUUUCAGAGGAAUUCAUGUUAUGAAAUUUGAAGUCUUCGAUAAAGAAGAUGAUUUUGAAAGCAUAUUUUUCAUCCAAGCACCUACUAAGGAAAUUCAGAAAAUGAAUGCGAUUGAUAUCACAAAGACGGCUGUCAGCCCAGUCUCGACCUUCUUGCAAUCGUUAUUAUUAAGACUUGAAUCCUUAAUAAUAUUCAAUUUUGAUACACCAGAUUCCUCAUUAUUACAAUUAUCACAAACUUUACAUAAACUACCAAAUCCGAAAUAG
Messenger RNA from Kluyveromyces lactis, 1842 nucleotides. It is a transcript of the gene CIK1, whose product is annotated as Cik1p. Gene Ontology annotation, molecular function: microtubule binding. Lineage: Eukaryota; Fungi; Ascomycota; Saccharomycetes; Saccharomycetales; Saccharomycetaceae. The transcript has a single exon. The record is from RefSeq and is a predicted model, not a curated record. The coding region runs from base 1 to 1842 and encodes 613 amino acids.